GCUUAUAUAACUGGCAGUCCUAAGGGCCAGAUUUCUUCUGUCAAAUUAGAACAUGGGGACCUUCGGUUUUUGCCUGUUGCUGUUUUGUAUUCUUGCUUUUGCCAACAGCAGCACCCCAGAUUGUGUUGGAGAGCAACAAGGGAUACCAAGUGACCAUGCACAGGUAUCUGGAUUAUGGAACUUGAUUGCUUUAUCGCUGUGUCCAUCUGCUCCAUAUGGUUUUGAUAUUGCAACCUAUGCAUACACAAACUUAUCAGUCACUGAAACAGGUGUGAAUUUUACCAUUUUUUAUAAUCCAAUGGCAAAACUUGAUGGAUAUGACUAUUACUAUGAGAGAAUACCUGGAUCAACGGCUUAUAAAUAUGUAACAACAGAUGCUGCUCUAGCUAAUUACACUGGCAAGUUUGUCCGAACCCAGCCAGACAGUAUGCUUUGCUAUGAAAGAAUCAAUGGUUCAUUGUGUGGGGCAUUUUUGCACAGUAAAGGAGUAUCCCUUUCAGAAGAUGAAUUAGAGAACUUUAAAGAGUGGAGCAAAUGCAAUGGUUUAGAUCAAGUCAAAGUUUUAAAGCCUCACAUCAGUUAUGCCCAAGUAUGUCACGGCCAUUUUGAAAUUUCAGAAAACCUAAAGGAACUUAAGGAUACAGAAACCUGGGGUCUCAUUGCCAAGGCUUCUACCUACCCUGAUCCACAUUAUGAUAUCAGGCUUCUGUACUCAGCAAAACUGGAGAUCAGCAAAAAGGGAAAUGAGUAUACAGUAAGAGAGAUCCAGACUGUGUCGGUGAUGGAGAAGACCUUGAUGGAGUUGAAAUAUGAACAAGGAGUGACAGGAAGUAAGAUAAAUCUGCGUGAGUUUAAAACUGAGGAAAAUGUGCUACUCCUGGGAAUUGAAAAUGAGGCAGGAAGAACUUUAUACCUAGCUUCUAAAACAUCUAAAGCAAAACAAUCUCUUCUUGAAGAAUUUGAUGUGCAUGCUAAGUGUUUUCAAGGAAACUAUACUUACUUUGUUCCUGGGAGUAAAAAGGAAGCCACAGACUGAAAACACCAGUAACAUUCUGACAGACCUGUGAAAGACCUGAAUAAAGGAUAUCAUUACUAUACCAA
This is a messenger RNA of Xenopus tropicalis (tropical clawed frog), 1101 nucleotides long. RefSeq lists its product as uncharacterized. The record is from RefSeq and is a predicted model, not a curated record. Lineage: Eukaryota; Metazoa; Chordata; Amphibia; Anura; Pipidae. The transcript has 11 exons. Bases 53 to 1036 code for a protein of 327 amino acids.